Molecule: messenger RNA, 881 nt
Organism: Vicia villosa (hairy vetch)
Lineage: Eukaryota; Viridiplantae; Streptophyta; Magnoliopsida; Fabales; Fabaceae
Product: U11/U12 small nuclear ribonucleoprotein 25 kDa protein
Exons: 3
Coding region: 66-551 (161 amino acids)
Biological process (GO): mRNA splicing, via spliceosome
Cellular component (GO): U12-type spliceosomal complex
Source: RefSeq, a predicted model, not a curated record
GACACUAAUUUGAUAAUUGGAUAGAAACUUAUACGGGUCUGGCAAAAAGGUCCUAAUGAGAAGAGAUGGGAGAAACUGAAUACCAGAGCGGUUUGAAGAAAGAAAAGGUGUUGAAAGCUUUAUUGGAAGAUCCAAUACUCAGCGAUGUACCGAAGAAUCCAACUUUGGAAGAUGUGGAAACACUGAUUGGACUUGAAUUGGGUAGUGCAAUGCGAAUUUCGGUUUUGAAAUUGGAUUCAUCUUCCUUUGAUGUCAUUGUUAUGAAUACGGCAACUGUGAAGGUUUUGAAACUUGCUAUCAAGAAGAAGGUCAAUUACAUGGAACAAUCUAGCAUGGGUCAUCGUCACAUUUCUUGGAAGAGUGUGUGGGCUAAUUAUUGUUUGUCAUUUGAUAACAACAAGCUCUUAAAUGAUGAUGAUGUGCUUCAAGAUUUGGGUGUAAGGAAUAAUUCUAAGGUACAUUUUGUCCCAUAUGUCAUGACAAAAGAAUCUAGAAGACACUCAAAAAGGAGAAAUCAUCGAUUUUUUCAUGGUCUUAGUAAGCUUUUUUGAUCAAACAUGUUGAGAGGUUAAGCUCAUUGGGUGUAGCAUGUUUUGAUAUUUGUGUUGGCCGAGUAUUCUAUCUCAUUACUUGCCUUAAAAGGCUGAGCAUGCCCAACAACAGCUUCAUUGUUGAUUCUUAUUUCAGGUUGUUUGUAGAGUCUUAGCGACCGACAUUUCCUAGCAUAGAAUUAGAUAGGCUAGUAUGACACUCAUUUUUCUCCGAACCUGUACUCCAUGGAAAAUUAUAAGUUUUGUCUUAGUAUAACAGAGGAUAUUAUGUGAAAUCCCUAUGUUGAACUGAAACUAUCUUGUGGAAGCCACCAACAAAUUGGAAGUGUA